Molecule: messenger RNA, 1426 nt
Organism: Hibiscus syriacus
Lineage: Eukaryota; Viridiplantae; Streptophyta; Magnoliopsida; Malvales; Malvaceae
Product: epidermis-specific secreted glycoprotein EP1-like
Exons: 1
Coding region: 22-1308 (428 amino acids)
Biological process (GO): recognition of pollen
Source: RefSeq, a predicted model, not a curated record
GCUUUUCAAUUUCCCUCCACAAUGAUAUAUAUCUUGUUGUUUGCAGUCUUUUCCUUUGCUAAAGCCACGGUGCCAGCUUCAGAGACGUUUCAAUACGUCAACGAAGGAGAACUGGGACCUUAUAUCAUAGAGUACGAUGGCAACUAUCGAGUUUUACCUCCCUUUGCAUCCCCAUUCCAGCUUUGCUUCUACAACACCACCCCGGAUGCAUUUACCCUUGCAUUGCGUAUGGGGCUCACCAAAUCCGAAUCCUUGUUCCGGUGGGUUUGGGAAGCGAACCGCGGGAACCCGGUUAAGGAAAACGCCACGUUGACGUUCGGACGCAACGGAAACCUUGUCCUGGCCGACGUCGAUGGCCGGAUCGCUUGGCAAACCAACACCUCUAACAAAGGUGUGACGGGGUUCAAAAUUCUGCCUAAUGGGAACAUGGUGCUUCAUGAUGCCAAAGGUAAUUUCAUUUGGCAGAGUUUUGAUUAUCCUACCGAUACCCUCUUAGCAGGACAGUCCCUUCGGCUUGGUGGUCCAACCAAGCUUGUGAGUCGAGCCUCUGAUCUCAAUAACUCGGAUGGUGCUUAUAGCCUGGUCAUGGAAUCUAAAUCGUUGGUUUUGUACUAUAAGGGCCCGAACACCCCUAAGCCAAUUCUUUAUUUCAAUCCUGAAUUUUGGGUGAAUGUUAGAAAGGGUCCUUUAGAAUAUGUUAAGUUCGAUUCCACCCCUGAAAACGACGAGGCUACUGCCUAUGGGCUAAAUCUGGGGUAUCAUGCUACUUCUAACUAUGGAGGGACUCUAAGGAUCGGAAGACCCAACUACAACAGCACGUUAUCGUUUCUUCGACUCGGAAUGGAUGGAAAUAUUAGGAUAUUCACCUACUAUGACCCUGUGUUCGAGGGUGCAUGGCAGGAAACCUUCACUCUUUUCAAAAGAGAUCCAUCUUGGGACGAUGAAUGCCAAAUGCCGGAACGAUGUGGGAAAUUCGGGCUUUGUGAGGACAGCCAAUGCGUGGCAUGCCCGUCGCCCAACGGGCUGUUGGGUUGGAGUAAAGAUUGCGAUGUCAAGAAGUUAACGAGCUGCAACGAGAAGGAUUUUUACUAUUACAAGCUUCUAGGGGUUGAUCAUUUCAUGACUACUUACACUAGAGGAAAUGCCAUAAAAGAAGAUGAAUGUGGGAAGAGAUGUAGCAAGGAUUGCAAGUGUUUGGGCUACUUUUACAACCAGGAAAUUUCAAGGUGUUGGGUGGCUUAUGAUCUUAAAACCCUUAAAAGAGUUGCAAAUGCAACCCAUGUGGCUUACAUCAAGGCCCCAAAGUAGUGAUAAGCUAGGGUUAAUUCCCCUUAUUUUUAAUUUUACCACCAGUAAGAGUCUGUUUGUCGUUUUUUUUUAUUCCAAUAAAAUCAAGUAAAAAAAUGUGAUUUUUGUUUUUUCUUUC